AUGCACCGGAUUAACUCGUGGGCGAAAGCUCACGCAUCUUCUCACGGCCUGCCCAACCAGACUCCGAACCAAACCCAGGUCACGAACGAGCUCUCUGAAGCCGAGGCAUCUACGGACCGCCCUCCUGUCUCCAAUGAUGUACAAGUGACUGGACCAACGGAGGGCCCUGCUCUGGCAGCAGGGCCCGCAGAGGAAGAAAAGAAAUCUCCGGGCCUCGUUACCCGUAUGCGAAAUGGGUCCGGCCGGUUCUACCACCAUACCAAGGAUGCUAUCUGCCACAGCUGGAUCAACAUCCUGCUGGUCUUCGUGCCAGUGGGUAUCGUCGCCAAGGCCGCUGGCCUAAGCCCGGCCAUCAUCUUUGCGAUGAAUGCCGUGGCUAUCAUCCCUCUGGCUGGACUGCUGAGCCAUGCGACCGAAAGUGUGGCCAGCCGCCUGGGCGACACCAUGGGCGCCCUGAUCAACGUCUCGUUCGGUAAUGCCGUCGAGCUAAUCAUCUUCAUUAUUGCGCUGGUCAAGAAUGAAAUUCGGAUUGUACAGGCUUCCCUGCUAGGCUCAAUCCUGGCGAAUCUGCUCCUGAUCAUGGGCAUGGCAUUUUUGCUGGGUGGUCUGCGCUUUCGAGAGCAGAUCUACAACAGCACCGUCACGCAGAUGAGUGCAUGCAUGCUCAGUUUGGCCGUGACAAGUCUGCUCCUGCCCACCGCUUUCCAUGCUUCGUUCUCGGACAGCGCAGAUGCCGACCGGAGUACACUGAAGGUCAGCCGUGGUACUAGUGUGGUUCUACUGCUUGUAUACGUCCUGUACAUUGUUUUCCAACUCAGAACACACUCCUACCUAUACGCCAGUAUCCCACAACGGAUUAUCGACGAGGAGUCGCACCCUGGUGUACUGGCGGAGUUUAUGAACAGUUCAUCAGACUCCUCCAGCAGCUCUAGUGACGAGUCUGUGGACACCACUACCUCAUGGACCACUGCCAAGCGUAUCAAGAGGGCCAUGAAGAAUCGCAGGCGUCGCAAGUCCAGCACCAGCUCCAAGGGAACCACCUCCCGCCAGUCGGCCCAGAAGAAGGUUAUAGCGAACGAAACCCAGAGCUCGGUUGGCAACUCGAUUGCCAGCAAUGACGCCAAUUCCUGUACCAUCGACCUUGGGGACGAAAUUCGCUAUGACGCCGAUGAUGACGUGCAACGGUCCUCCGAAUUCCGCUCUCGUGACUUUGGUAUCGCCUUGCAGCGUGUCGAGAGCACCCGCAGCGAAAAGCGGCGCAAGUCACGCAAGAAGCGCAGCUCCCAGAGAGACGAAAAGGCUCGCAGCCAGCCUCCCGAUCUGGCACAGCAGGCGCAUGAUUCCCGACCUUCAAUGAAGGGAUUCGCUUCUACGCCCACCUUCGCCGGCGUGGAGGGCGCUGGGGAAAUCGAGCAGAGGAGACGUUCACCCUUCGGCCCUAUUCCUUCUUUGCUGUCCAACACUGUCUUUAGCUCCCAGUCCCCUGCCCAUUCUCCCAGCAUGGGAGCUGCUGUUCCGCGUCCUGGUCUCUCUCGAAGUAACUCACUUCCUGCACGAGUCAGCCGCCAACCUCCCGUUGGCAAUGCUGUUCAGUUUGCCCGUGGUGCUGCUCGCGCAGCUGCCCCCAUUGACCCCGUGGCCCCUGAGGCUGUUGUCGCAGAAGCUGAACCGGAGAUGUCACGCACCGCCGCCGUGGUAAUGUUGCUCCUGUCUACCGGUCUUGUGGCCAUCUGUGCCGAGUUCCUGGUCGAUGCCAUCCCCGACAUGAUCCAAAACUCGCCCGUCAGUGAGGCCUUUAUUGGUUUGAUUAUUCUGCCCAUUGUCGGUAACGCGGCCGAGCAUGUUACCGCUGUAAGUGUGGCUACGAAGAAUAAGAUGGAUCUGUCGAUUGGCGUGUCUGUAGGAAGUAGCAUUCAGAUCGCAAUCUUCGUGACCCCACUUGUCGUCAUUCUGGGUUGGUGCAUGGACAAGGACAUGUCCCUGUACUUCACCCUGUUUGAGACCAUUUGCCUCUUUGUUACUGCCUUUGUGGUCAACUUCCUGGUUCUGGAUGGCCGAAGUAACUAUCUGGAGGGUGCACUUCUGAUUGCCGCUUACAUUAUCAUUGCACUGGCGGCCUUCUACUACCCGGGAGACGACGCUACUAGCACGCUGGCGGGCUCCUAA
Penicillium canariense is the source of this 2166-nucleotide messenger RNA. RefSeq lists its product as uncharacterized. The record is from RefSeq and is a predicted model, not a curated record. The transcript has 4 exons. Gene Ontology annotation, biological process: intracellular calcium ion homeostasis; calcium ion transmembrane transport. The coding region runs from base 1 to 2166 and encodes 721 amino acids. NCBI's taxonomy places the organism in Eukaryota, Fungi, Ascomycota, Eurotiomycetes, Eurotiales, Aspergillaceae. Gene Ontology annotation, molecular function: calcium:proton antiporter activity. Gene Ontology annotation, cellular component: fungal-type vacuole membrane.